Clonostachys rhizophaga is the source of this 1884-nucleotide messenger RNA. The record is from the annotation of a GenBank genome assembly. NCBI's taxonomy places the organism in Eukaryota, Fungi, Ascomycota, Sordariomycetes, Hypocreales, Bionectriaceae.
AUGUCUACUCUGGGUGUUUCGUUGGAGGAGCUGCCCAAAUCAUGGCGUUUCACUGAGGCUCUUCCCCCGGAUCCUCAGUUCCCGACUCCUGCUGAUUCGCACAAGACGCCCAGAGAUAAGAUCGGACCCAGACAAGUUCGCGGCGCCCUGUUUUCGUGGGUGCGCCCCGAGGAGCAGAAGGACCCAGAGCUUCUUGCAGUCAGCCCUGCUGCGCUGCGCGAUCUGGGACUCAAAGCUGAUGAGGCAAGUUCGGAGGAAUUCAAGCAGCUGGUGGCGGGGAACCGGCUCUAUGGAUGGGACUAUGAGAAGCUGCAAGGAGGCUAUCCUUGGUCUCAGUGCUAUGGAGGCUUUCAGUUUGGGCAGUGGGCUGGACAGCUGGGAGACGGGAGAGUUAUUUCGUUGUUCGAGGCCACAAACCCUACCACGAAACAAAGAUUCGAGUUGCAGCUCAAGGGUGCUGGAAUGACACCUUACUCUCGCUUUGCGGAUGGCAAAGCUGUCUUAAGAUCCAGUAUCCGAGAAUUUGUUGUCUCAGAAGCCCUCAACGCACUCAAGAUCCCGACUACCAGAGCGCUUUCUCUCACAUUAUUGCCGCAUUCGAAGGUUGCCCGGGAGAGGAUCGAGCCUGGAGCGAUUGUGCUACGCUAUGCUCCUUCGUGGUUACGGCUGGGAAGCUUCGAUCUCCUUCGAGCCCGGGGUGAUCGUGCACUGAUUCGAAAGCUAUCGACUUACAUCGCAGAGGAUGUUUUCGGCGGUUGGGAAGCUUUGCCUGGCCGGUUGGACGACCCCGACAACCCCACGGAAUCACCACCACCGACGAGAGGAGUACCGGCGUCUGAGAAUCAAGGCCUCAAUGAUGGAACCGAGAAUAGAUUCACCAGGCUUUACAGAGAAAUUGUAAGACGGAAUGCCGUGACGGUCGCCAACUGGCAAGCCUAUGGCUUUAUGAAUGGAGUACUGAACACCGACAAUACUUCUGUGUAUGGACUGUCCAUUGACUACGGUCCAUUUGCAUUUAUGGACAAUUUCGAUCCUGCAUACACUCCUAACCAUGACGACUAUAAUCUCCGGUACAGUUACAAGAACCAGCCUACCAUCAUCUGGUGGAACCUGGUCAGACUUGGUGAAGCUUUAGGCGAGCUCCUCGGGGCUGGAUCUCUCGUCGACGACCCGACUUUCGAGGCGGAGGGUGUCAAGGAGGACCAGGAGAAGGAAAUAGUUGCCCGCGCAGAAAAGCUUAUUACACAAGCUGGCGAAGAGUUCAAAUCCGUCUUCCUAGCCGAGUAUAAGAGGCUAAUGUCAGCUCGGCUUGGACUUCGCCAACACAAAGAAUCGGACUUUGAUAAUUUGUUCAGCGAGGCCCUCGAUACUAUGGAGGCCCUGGAACUGGACUUCACUCAUUUCUUCCGCCGCUUGAGCAAUAUCAGACUUGAUGAGAUUGCGACCCCAGACGCCAGGAAGGCAAAGGCCUCGGUAUUUUUCCACAGCGAAGGCCCACCCAAGCUUGUGGAUGAAACCGAGGCCCGGGAGAAGAUAGCCGCUUGGCUGGAUUCGUGGAGAAGUCGUAUUAUUGAGGAUUGGGUAACAGACGGUGCUGAUGCGGAAGCCCAAGAUGCCAAGAGAAUCGAGGCGAUGAGGCAGGUCAAUCCCAACUUUAUCCCUCGUGGAUGGAUUCUGGACGAAUUGAUUCGACGGGUUGAGAAAGAUGGGGAGAGAGAUGUGCUCAAUCGUAUCAUGCACAUGGCGUUGCAUCCAUUCGAGGAUAAGUGGGAUGGAGAGUCAUUCGACGGAACGCAAUGGAAGGGCGAUUUGGAAGAGGAAAAGAGAUGGACGGGUGAUGUGCCCAGAUUUGAGCGAGCGAUGCAGUGUAGCUGUAGCUCCUAG